AUGCUUGAUGUUUCGGACAACCGUCGUGCCAAGCGUAGAGUGUGUGUGGGUACACGAGCUAGUCAGCAUGAGUGGAGGUGGCUCGAUGAUGCCGUUGAUGAUCUUGUGGUGAAGGGUAGAGGUCGUAGAGGAGCCAGGGGUGGUCGUCGAGGUGGACUGGGUGGCGAUAGUCGGAGAGGCAGAUCCCGUCCUGUAUGGAGGGUUGAAGAGGAUUAUGGUAGUGGAGGUGGAGGUCCAGAUGACAGUGACGAUGAUGGUGGCGACGAUGAGCCUGACGGAGGAUGUGGUUGUGGCCACGACAUCAGAGUUGAUUCUGGUAGGGGUGGACAUGAUGGUGGAGGUGGAGGUGGAGAAGGAGGUGGAUGUGGAUGUGGAGUUGGCCCGAGUGGAGUUGGAUAUGUUGGUGGAGGUGGAGGAGGUGUUGGUGGUCGUUAG
Messenger RNA from Arachis duranensis, 435 nucleotides. Its product is annotated as glycine-rich cell wall structural protein-like. The record is from RefSeq and is a predicted model, not a curated record. The transcript has a single exon. The coding region runs from base 1 to 435 and encodes 144 amino acids. Lineage: Eukaryota; Viridiplantae; Streptophyta; Magnoliopsida; Fabales; Fabaceae.